AUGAAGAACGCCCUCGCGUUCAAGCAUCUCGCAGAGAGCCUUGUGCUCCCGAUGAUGGGCAUCGACAAGGGUCUGGAGAGCAGUUAUCUCAUCCCGAGACCGAUCAACAAUCCCACGAUCUACCCUUAG
Molecule: messenger RNA, 129 nt
Organism: Peronospora matthiolae
Lineage: Eukaryota; Oomycota; Peronosporomycetes; Peronosporales; Peronosporaceae
Source: the annotation of a GenBank genome assembly